Molecule: messenger RNA, 4033 nt
Organism: Oncorhynchus mykiss (rainbow trout)
Lineage: Eukaryota; Metazoa; Chordata; Actinopteri; Salmoniformes; Salmonidae
Product: F-BAR and double SH3 domains protein 1
Biological process (GO): regulation of actin filament polymerization; neuromuscular synaptic transmission
Cellular component (GO): neuromuscular junction; recycling endosome
Molecular function (GO): protein binding
Source: RefSeq, a predicted model, not a curated record
UGUAAAACAGCUAGUCCAAAGUAAUGCUCCACCUACCUAGAGAUGCUUUAGUGUGUCAAAAGCUUUCGGGAAGUAGGCUAUUGCGCUUCAAUAAAAAGGAGACGCUAAAUAAUCCGAAAAUGCAACCUCCUCCCAGAAAGGUGAAGGAGACCCAGCAGGUGAAGAUGGCCUUUGCGGAGCAAGUGGGCCGGCUGCAGAGCAAACAGCAGCAGGAGGUAGAACUGCUGGAGGACAUCAGGUCCUUCAGUAAACAGCGUGCUGCCAUAGAACAAGAGUACAGUCAGGCCCUCCAGAGACUGGCCAUACAGUUCCAGAGGAAAGACUGGCAAAGAGGCAAGGGAGACUCUUUGAACUCUGGGAGUGUGUUUGCUGUGUGGAGGUCUCUGAUUGAGGCCACGGCACAGAGUGGAGUGUGUCGUCUCACGGCGGCCGACGGAUAUCGCUCACUCACUGCCGACGCUCUGAAGAGCCUGAGGGCAGCCAAGGAGCUGAAGGCCAAGAGGGGUCUAGAGCAGCUGCAGAGAGUACAGGGUGAGGUAGUGGAUGCACUACGAGAGCUCCACAAGGUCAAGAAGAGAUACUACCAGCUGAGUCACAUGGCUAACGUGGCCAGGGAGAAAGCUGCUGACGCACAGGCCAAAUUCAAGAAGAGUGACCAUGGAAUUUUCCAUUUUAGGACAGGCUUGCAGAAAAUGAGUUCAAAGCUGAAUACCAGGCUGAGGGAGUGUGACCAGAGACUGACAGAGGUGCGUAAUGAGUACCUUCUAACACUGUCUGCCGUCAACUCUCAUCACCAGUACUACUACACUGCAGAGCUGCCUGCCAUCAUGAGGAGACUGGACAGUGACCUGUAUGAGCAAAUCCGAGAACACUUCACUCUCUUGUGCUGCACAGAGAUCGACACCUGCCGGUCAACGCAUAGUAACUUUAGCAAGAUCUGCGAGAACUACACCAAGGUGUCUAGAGAACAGAACAUCCAGAUAUUCCUCCAGGAGUACCCGGUCUUCACCAGAACAGCCGGCUUUCACUUCCAGGUUGCCCCUAAAGACAAGGUGUGCAUUCUGAAGCAACAUAGCUCCAGUGCUGAGGGGGAGAGCUGUUUGGACAAGGAGGCCCGCAAGUGGUCUGCUAAGGCUGCCAAAGACUACAAGAUCAUCUCACACGGAGAUAGGGCACUGCAGAUGCUGGACAGGCGUUUCAAACUGCUGUCAGGAGACACAGGAGUCAGCGUGGAACAGAAGAUGGUGGGGGUGAAGGAGAGUGUGAGGAAAGCACAGGUGAGCCGGGUGAAGGCGGAGUCCAGGCUGGCGCUGCUGGCGUCGGCGGGGGUGGACGUGGAGCCAUGGGUGAGCAGUGCUAUGACCCAGGCAGACGAGGAGCUGGAGAGGGACAGGAGGCUGAGCGAGGCACGCAUGUCCAACGGAGAUAUCUCCGAGGACGAGUUUGAGUUCACAGACUUCGACGACUACGAUGAAGAUGGUGACACUUUCAUCGAUUCAACUUCCUGCUCGGUGCCGUGUGGAUACCCCUUGGCUUGCAUGGUUCUCUACAGCUAUCAGGCCUGCCAAGGAGAUGAGCUGUCAAUCACAGAGGGAGAAGAGCUUCAGGUGAUAGAGGAUGGAGACAUGGAGGACUGGCUGAAGGCCCGUAAUGCAGCAGGCCAGGUUGGCUACGUCCCUGAGAGGUACCUGCAGUUCCUGUGGUCACCAGGAGAGGGCUCUUCUGUCUGCCUGGCGCAGGGCUUCCCUUGUCCCCAGCUGGACUGGUCCUUCAACAGUUCCAGCUCCUCAUCAGAACAUUCCAAGAGGCAGCAGGGCCGCUCCCCUCACUCUGGGGGUCUGGCACGGGCUCUGUUUGAGUACCAGGGCCAGGGUCCAGAGGAGCUGUCCUUCCCAGAAGGGGCGGUCAUUAGGCUGCUGCGCUGCCGCCAGGGGGAGGUGGACGACGGCUUCUGGGAGGGAGAACUGGACGGACGCUUGGGGGUCUUUCCUUCUCUGGUGGUGGAGCUGCUUGGGGACGGGGAGAAAGAGGAGGAAGAGGAGAGCCUUCCCACCCCCACUCUUCCUCCAUUCUCUCCACCCAUCCCUAUUUCUGGAACCCCCUGCAGUCUCCUCUGCUUCUCAUCAGGCCCUGGGUCCUGGUCUGUAAACAGUACGCCCCCUAAGGACCCGGAGGACAGGUUGCAGGCUUCUUUCUCACUGAAAACACAGAGCCUGUCAGACAGCAGGGCAGAGAGUGCAGGCAGCACACACAGCUCACCUGACCUCUCAGCCGGAAGAAUACGACCGACAAGGGCUCCCCCUCUUCCCCCGACUCAGAGACACUCCCCCAUGCCCUGAGGAAGCAUGUGUGGGGGAGUGUUCAGAAGAGACAGAGUGGACACCACAGGAGAGUCUUGUGCCUUCACCGAAAGGAUGAAACACACCCUCACCGGGACUUGUACAGUAUGUAGCUACCAGGUGAGCUUUGUCUCUUCCUGACAGGCUACACUAUUUUUGAAAGUUAGUAUUCUUGUAUUGUUUACGUGAUAAUAUGUCAAAAAACAUGGAUUCAUCUGUCUCUGAGCUUCAGGGACAUCAUUCACCAGUUUUCAGAAGUAUUAAACUAUCUUGUAGGAAGUGAUGUUUAUAAUUUGCGUAUGAUAAGAUACAGGGUUAUUUGAGAUCCUGUAGAAAUAAAUGUUCAGUAUUGCAGUUCAAAUAAGCUUGUGCCUGAUGUUUUUUUUUGCUUGCAUGAUAAUAUACUGUAUUAAUUAUACAGUAGUAAACCAUAUAUAAUGUACUGUAUUAAUUAUACAGUAGUAAACCAUAUAUAAUGUGCUGUAUUAAUUAUACAGUAGUAAACCAUAUAUAAUGUACUGUAUUAAUUAUACAGUAGUAAACCAUAUAUAAUGUACUGUAUUAAUUAUACAGUAGUAAACCAUAUAUAAUGUACUGUAUUAAUUAUACAGUAGUAAACCAUAUAUAAUGUACUGUAUUAAUUAUACAGUAGUAAACCACAUUCUACAUGUCAUGUUCUAUUUCCAUGAGAACCAGAAUCAAACAUGGACACUGAGAUGUAUUAAACAAUCUUCCUGGUGUGUUUGUGCUUGUUAAUAUCUUACCUCAGAAUUACAGGAUGGUUGAAGUAUCAGAACGAAAUGCUCUAACAGUACCACAUUGGGUUAAGUCCACCUCAACAAUUAGUCAUACGAACAACAAAGGUCAAAUGCAUAGCUUUAAUAUAUACUUAGUUUGAUUCCUUAAGAAUUGUUCAUUGUACAGCUGCAUUUUCACAUUUGAGAUGACUCACAUCAUCAGGUUGUUGAUUAAUAGUAUGCAUAUAAUAUAUAUAUAUAUAUGUUUUCCUCAUGAGUUAUUUCCAGCUUCGGUCAAUGAAGACACAUGCAAUAUAUGAUUCUAAGGCCAUUACAAACACAUUUAAAUAUAUUUUACACUCAAUGGACACAGUGUAAGACUAAGGAGUUAGAUCAUUACUGUGAACUGAUAAUGCAUGUAGCAGCCAUGACCAGCAGAGGAGACCACAUCCUGGUAACACAUACAGGAAACGAUUCCUGUAUGUGACGAUUCCUUCGAUUCCUGUAUGUAACGAUUCCUUCGAUUCCACAAAAAUAAUACUUUGGUGUGCUUUUGUUUGCCAGUUAAUUUGAAAACAUGAAAUCUUCAUUGAAAUCAGUCAUAUUCUGUGCUUAGCAGAGCUAUAACCAGAUAUAGUACCAUUCACAUAUGGAGUUACAGUACUGUUCGCUGGUGAAACAUUUAUGACUGGGACAUACAGUCAGAUAUAUACAGUAGUAAGCUUUUGAUUUCUUGACCAUUUCACAUCUAUGAUGUAUAUUAAAGUAAACAUGUGUAAUGCAUAUAAACGCCAUUUUGUUAGUUGUUCUUUAUUGCGUAUUAUAAUAUUUUCAAUGUUGAUACUAUCUCUACAAGGUUGGGGCUCCCGAGUGGCGCAGUGGUCUAAGACACUGCAUCACAGUACAAGAGAUGUCACUGCAGUACCUGGUUUGAAUCCAGACUACAUCACAUCCAGC